AGUGGAUAUUUAAAACCUUACAUAGUAUAGUAAUCACUACUUAACAAGGUCCUUCUCAAGCAAGAAGAUGAGUGGAGCAAAGACUAAGGUGGUGUGUGUGACAGGAGCUUCUGGUUUCAUAGCAUCAUAUCUAAUCAAGCUCUUGCUACAACGUGGUUACACUGUCAAAGCCUCUGUUCGUCACCCAAAUGAUUUAAAGAAAACAGAACAUUUGUUGUUGCUUGAUGGAGCAAAGGAAAGGCUUCAGUUGUUUAAAGCUGAUUUAUUGGAAGAAGGGUCCUUUGAUUCUGUGGUUGAGGGCUGCGAAGGUGUUUUUCAUACAGCUUCACCUGCAUUUCACACAACCACUGAUCCUCAGGCUGAACUAAUUGAUCCAGCAUUGAAAGGAACACUGAAUGUUCUAAGAUCAUGUGUAAAAGUCCCUUCUCUAAAGAGAGUGGUUUUCACAUCUUCCAUGUCCGCAGUUUCGUUCAAUGGGAAACCUUUGACGCCAGAUGUGGUAAUCGACGAGACAUGGUUUUCGGAUCCUGCAUUCUGUGAGAAAUCAAAGCUUUGGUAUAUGCUUUCAAAAACCUUAGCUGAAGAAGCUGCUUGGAAAUUCGCAGAAGAAAAUGGGAUUGAUCUGGUGUCCAUCAAUCCUGGGUUUGUGAUGGGUCCCAUGUUACCACCAACCCUUAAUGUCACUAUGGAGUUUGUUCACAAUCUAUUAAAUGGUGCACAAACUUUCCCUAACGCGGUCCAUAGAUUUGUACAUCUUAAAGAUGUUGCAUUGGCACAUAUUCAAGCAUUUGAAGUUGCUAAUGCUAGUGGGAGAUAUUGUGUAGUUGGACAUGUUGUGCAUGUUUAUGAAGUUUUGAAUAUUUUGAAACAACUCUACCCAACUUUAAGCAUUCCAAAAAGGUGUGAAGAUGAUAAACCUCUAGCUCCAACCUAUCAAAUAUCAAAUGAGAAAGUGAGAAAGUUGGGUAUUGAGUUCACUUCAUUGGAAGUAAUCUUGAGGGACACCAUUGAAACCCUAAAGGAGAAAGGUUUCCUUAAUGUCUGAAGUCAAAGAAAUUGACAAACAAUCUUUGAAACCAAUUAAUUCUAGUAAAACUUUCUAAAGUCAAAUUAAUGUUGUAUUGUUAUAAAAAGUAGUGGAUUGUGUUUAUUUGUGGAUGUAAUAACAA
Humulus lupulus (European hop) is the source of this 1169-nucleotide messenger RNA. RefSeq names its product phenylacetaldehyde reductase-like. The coding region runs from base 68 to 1045 and encodes 325 amino acids. The transcript is spliced from 6 exons. Gene Ontology annotation, molecular function: oxidoreductase activity, acting on the CH-OH group of donors, NAD or NADP as acceptor. The record is from RefSeq and is a predicted model, not a curated record. NCBI's taxonomy places the organism in Eukaryota, Viridiplantae, Streptophyta, Magnoliopsida, Rosales, Cannabaceae.